Messenger RNA from Rhineura floridana, 7597 nucleotides. It is a transcript of the gene NUP98, whose product is annotated as nucleoporin 98 and 96 precursor. The transcript is spliced from 35 exons. The coding region runs from base 866 to 6259 and encodes 1797 amino acids. Gene Ontology annotation, biological process: post-transcriptional tethering of RNA polymerase II gene DNA at nuclear periphery; RNA export from nucleus; protein import into nucleus. Gene Ontology annotation, cellular component: nuclear pore; nuclear pore cytoplasmic filaments. The record is from RefSeq and is a predicted model, not a curated record. Lineage: Eukaryota; Metazoa; Chordata; Lepidosauria; Squamata; Rhineuridae. Gene Ontology annotation, molecular function: structural constituent of nuclear pore.
GCGCGCAGCCUUGCUUUAAUCGCGGCAUCGCUGCGGCCUUCACUUUACAACCAGGCGCUGCCCGUUUUCCUAGCGAAGGGUUGUUAUAGAAACCAGGGAGAUCCUGAUGGGCGGCGGCAACAGACUGUUCCUCCCACUUCCCCGAGUCCUGGAUGUUUACCCUCGGCAGGCGGUUGAGUCCUGCGCGUGCCAGUCGCCACCGCCCAGCAACGAGCCCUUACCAGUUUCCCCCCCAAAAUCACAACUCCUUGCUUUAAACCCUUUGCGCCUGACGUCAGUGAAGGGAAAAGAGGCGGACUAGACUGGCAUAAGCCGGCUAAGGGCGGUCACGCUCCUAGAACCGCCCCUCGACCAAUAGGAUGCCAGGGCGGCGUUGAUGGCCAUGAUGCCACUCUUCCAAAGAGAGAGCAACGAGCCAAUGAGAGAUUCUGACUGCUCUAACGGCACGCGCAAGCGUCAGCGAGUGUGACGCACUUUUUACCCCCUUCUCUCGGCGCGCCUCGACCGCUUGCGUGAGGCGACGGCAGUGUCUGAGGCGGUUGUUGUGGAGGUUCCGCUGCCGUCUUUUUCUUUCCUUGUGGUAGAGGCGCGAACGCGGGCAGGCGGUGAGUGAGGCCGUUCCCGCCAAGGCGAGGCUCCGGGGCAGGAAGAGCGCCGCGGUUCUCCUUCGUCUCAAGGCCCAGGAAAUAAAUGAAAGUUCAUCAAACAAGAGGGAUAGGUCUCCACAAAAGAAACAGCGGACUUACAUGCAGAAGCAGCAUAUAGAUUGAUAGCAGGGUAAUGGGAAUUCUGAGCUAAUGAAUAUUGGCCACGUGGAGUAGCCUGGCAUGAAAUAAAGUGUUUGAGAACCUGAAACAACUUCAAAAUGUUUAACAAAUCAUUUGGAACGCCUUUUGGAGCCAACACAGGUGGCUUUGGGACAACUUCAACUUUUGGGCAGAAUGCUGGCUUUGGCACUACAAGUGGAGGAGCAUUUGGGACGUCUGCUUUUGGAUCAAAUAAUAACACAGGAGGACUCUUUGGGAGUGCACAGACCAAGCCAGGGGGGUUAUUUGGUUCAAGCACCUUUAGCCAGCCAGCCACUUCUUCUACCAGCACUGGCUUCGGAUUUGGAACAUCAACCGGAACUUCCAGUGGGUUGUUUGGGACAGCAAGCACUGGAGGAGGCCUCUUCUCAUCCCAGAACAAUGCCUUUGCACAGAAUAAGCCUGUGGGGUUUGGCAACUUUGGGACAAGUACUAGCAGCGGGGGUCUGUUUGGAACAACAAACACAACCUCCAAUCCAUUUGGGGGGACAUCCGGCUCCCUCUUUGGAUCAACCAGCUUUACCACUGUUCCAACUGGCACUACCAUUAAAUUCAACCCACCGACAGGUACUGACACAAUGGUUAAGUCUGGAGUCAGCACAAACAUCAGCACCAAGCACCAAUGCAUUACUGCUAUGAAAGAAUAUGAAAGCAAAUCGCUAGAGGAGCUUCGUUUGGAAGACUAUCAAGCAAACAGGAAAGGUCCUUCCAACCCUGUGGCAGCUGCAGCCACGCCAGGCUUGUUUGGCUCCUCCGCUGCCACGUCCAGUGCAGCCACGGGGCUCUUUGGUUCCUCCACUGCUAACACUGGCUUCUCAUAUGGACAGAAUAAAGCAGGGUUUGGAACCAGUACAACAGGCUUUGGAACAGGAACAGGAGGCCUCUUUGGUCAGCCUCAACAAACUACCAGCCUUUUCAAUAAGCCUUUUGGCCAGCCCACAACUGCGCAAAACACAGGCUUCUCGUUUGUGAACACCAGCACCCUUGGACAGCCCAACACAAACACAAUGGGUUUAUUUGGAGCAACGCAGCCCUCACAAACUGGAGGCCUUUUUGGAACAGCUGCCAAUACGAACGCUGCUACUGCAUUUGGAAUGGGGACAGGUCUCUUUGGACAAGCCAGUACAGGAUUUGGUGUUGGUGGUUCGUCCCUCUUUAGCAACAAGCCUGCUGGAUUUGGAACCACAACAACCAGUGCACCCUCAUUUGGGACAACUACGACUGGGAUGUUUGGUUUUGGUGCAAACACCACUGGGAAUAGCCUCUUUGGAAACAAGCCUGCAACUGGGGCUCUGGGUACUGGACUCGGAACAGGAUUUGGAACAGCUCUUAGUGCAGGGCAAACCUCGUUGUUUGGGAGCACCCAGCCUAAAUUAGGGGGCACGCUGGGGACAGGAGCAUUUGGUGCCCCUGGAUUUAAUACAUCAACAGCUACUCUGGGUUUUGGAGCUCCCCAGCCUGCUGUGGCUUUGACAGACCCAAAUGCUUCAGCAGCUCAGCAAGCAAUUCUUCAGCAGCACCUCAACAGCUUGACUUACUCGCCCUUCGGGGAUUCCCCUCUCUUCAGAAACCCCAUGUCCGACCCAAAGAAGAAAGAGGAGAGACUGAAGCCAACCAAUCCGGCGGCCCAGAAAGCUUUGACCACGCCCACUCACUACAAGUUGACGCCUCGCCCUGCAACUAGAGUGCGGCCAAAAGCUUUACAGACGACGGGCUCCUCUAAAUCCCACCUCUUUGAUGGCCUGGAUGACGAUGAGCCAGCCCUGUCAAACGGGGCUUUCAUGCCCAAGAAAAGCAUUAAAAAGCUAGUUUUGAAGAGCCUCAAGAGCAGCAGUCUUUUUUCUCCCACUGGUGGCGAAGAUGAUGGCCUGGCCUCGCCAUCUGAGUAUCCAGAGAAUGGAGAACGAUUCAACUUCCUCUCCAGGUCAGUUGAUGAGAAUCGCAGGCAUGAUGGAGAACAGGAGGAGGAAGACCAUCCUCGCGAAGUGACACGGUACUACGCCAACCCCAUUGCCAAGCCCAUCCCACAGACCCCAGAGAGCGCUAUGCACAAGCAUCACAACAGUGUGGAUGACACCAUCAUAGCUCUAAACAUGCGUGCUGCCCUGCGGAAUGGGCUGGAAGGCAGCAGUGAGGAUGCCUCCUACCAUGAGGAGUCCCUGCAGGGCGACCAUGAAGAGGAGACAGAGGACAUACACCAUGCCCAUCCAGCAGGAAUUGUUUUAACACGAGUUGGAUACUACACAAUUCCAUCCAUGGAUGAGCUGGCCAAAAUGACAAAUGAUAAAGGAGAGUGUAUUGUGACAGAUUUCACCAUAGGCCGUAAAGGCUAUGGCUCAAUCUACUUUGAAGGUGAAGUCAACCUGACUAAUUUGAAUCUGGAUGAGAUUGUGCACAUCCGUAGAAAAGAAGUUAUUGUCUACCCAGAUGAUGAACUGAAGCCACCCAUUGGGGAAGGAUUAAAUAGGAGGGCUGAAGUUACUUUGGAUGGUGUUUGGCCCACUGACAAAACCUCACGUUGCUUGAUAAAGAGCCCAGAACGGCUGGCUGAAAUGAACUAUGAAGGCAGGCUGGAGGCUGUCUCUCGGAAACAGGGUGCUCAAUUCAAGGAGUACCGCCCUGAAACUGGGUCGUGGCUGUUCAAGGUGGCUCACUUCUCAAAAUAUGGCUUGCAAGAUUCUGAUGAGGAAGAGGACGAACACACAUCAAAAGUGGAGCCAAAGAAGUUAAAAACUGCUCAAGCACCCCUGCCUGGCCAGUUGGUGUCUCAGCAAAUGGCUCUAAGUGGAAAGCCAGCACCUCCCUCCAAGAGCCCAGAUGUUGAACAACUGGGGAAGGUGGUGGAAUUUGACAGUGAUAUGGCCGACAUCACUCAGGAGCCUGCACAGGAUUUUGUCGUGGAAGAGAGCCUUGCGGAAGAGCAGGAACCGGUGCCGGCUUCUACCCACAUUGCAUCCUCUCUGGAUAUCAACCCUCACACGUUGCAGAUCAUGAAGGCUUCCUUGCUUGUGGAUGAGGAAGACUUGGACAUGAUCCUAGACCACCGUUUUGGCAAGCAAGCUGCACCAAUGGACACUUCCCAAGAGAUCUGUUCUCCAAGACUUCCAAUUUCCUCCUUGAUGAGAGGACGGAAAAGCCGUCCCUCAGUCGGUGGGCUGCUGCGGUCAAGGCUCUCAGGCGGAUCGUUGCUCCUUCCAAACGCUUCCUUCCAAGACAGCCACAGUCCAAGGACCUCCUCGCUAGGUGGUGCUCUUCCUGCACCACCUUGGUCUGUCCUUUCCCCACUGGCUAGUGCGUUCACAAUGCCCAGCUCGGUGCCUGAUGUGCCACUGAAAACAGUGGGUAUCCGCAGGCAGCCUGGGCUGGUGCCCCUGGAAAAGUCCGUCGCUCACGGGAAAGGAAGGCUGCUGAAGGACAUGGCUCUCUUCAUGGGACGUUCCUUCCGUGUUGGCUGGGGACCCAACUGGAUUCUCGUCCACAGCGGAGAGCAGCUGAGCACGUUGACUGAGCCGGAAGAUCGCCAUAACGAGUCCAUGGAAUAUGGAUUCUUGACAGCACCUGCUGCUCCAAAACAGCUCUCUAGGACUCCCUUUAAGGUUCACAUAGAGAAGUUGAGCUUGGAAGAAAAGGCAGCUGACCGGGCUCUAGACUCGUACCUCAUUCCACUAGAGAUAAAGUUGAAGCAGAGCACUGUCCACAUGGAUGAGCCUUGCCCUUUCCUGACCCCCAACCCCGGCGUGGCUGCUAUCCACGAGAAUGCCAGAUGGGCAAUGGAGACAACUGGAGAUCCAGAGGAAAGGGAAGCUGUGGUGAAAGACUGGUGCUUGGUAUGGACCUUGUGUGAGGCGCUUUGGGGCCACUUGAAAGAACUGGAGGCCCGCUUGGAUGAGCCCAGUGAGUACAUCCUUGCUUUGGAGCGCCGGAAAGCCUUCUCUCACUGGCUGUCGCAAACGGCUGCUGAGCGAAUCAAGAAGGAGGUCUCGCUUGCUCAGAAUGACAAUCCUGCAGAGGCGGUCUUCAGCUACCUUACUGGGAAGCAGAUCAGCGAAGCUUGUAGGCUGGCCCAACAGUCUGGGGAUCAUAGGCUGGCUUUGCUCCUCUCACAGCUGGUCGGGAGUCUGGAGGUCCGGGAGCUCCUUGCCAUGCAGCUAGCAGACUGGCAUCAACUCCAGGCAGACUGCUUCAUCCAGGAGGAGAGGCUACGCAUAUUUGCCCUGCUAGCUGGCAAGCCGGUGUGGCAUUUGUCAGAGAGGAGGAGCAUCAACAUCUGUUCCCAUCUGGACUGGAAGCGCUCUCUUGGCGUCCAUCUCUGGUACCUGCUUCCUUCUACAGCGCCCCUUUCCAAGGCCCUCAGCCUAUACGAGGAUGCUUUCAAGGACUACUUGGAGUGCGAUACGUAUGCUUGUCCUCCACUGCCUCCAUAUCUAGAAGGUUCAGGCUGCGUGAUUGAGGAAGGUGAUGCGCAACACCCACUCCGAGACAUGUGCUUUCACCUGUUAAAACUGUACAGUGAUAGGUCAUACGAUCUCCAUCAGCUGCUUGACCCGAAGAGUGUAACAGCUGACCCCCUGGAUUACCGUCUCAGUUGGCACCUGUGGGAGGCGCUGCGGGCCUUACAUUACACCCACCUGUCGGAGCAGUGCCAGGGAGUGCUAAAUGCCAGCUUUGCGGCCCAGCUUGAGAGCGAGGGGUUGUGGGAAUGGGCUGUCUUUGUGCUGCUGCACACCGCUAGCGCACACGUGCGUGAGAAGGCAGUGCGUGAACUGCUAAACCGUCACUGCCAGCUGUUGGAGACGCCGGAGUCCUGGGGCAAGGAGGCCUUCCUCACAGAGAGACUGUGUGUGCCGCCAGAAUGGAUUCACGAAGCAAAGGCUGUGAGGGCCAGGAUGGCAGGAGACAAGCGUAAGGAGGCGCUCUGUUUGUUCAGGGCAGGACACUGGAACCAGUGCCACAGGCUGGUCGUCAGGCACUUGGCUUCAGAUGCCAUUAUUAAUGAAAACUACACCUACCUGAAGGGGUUCUUGGAAGAUCUGUGUGCUCCAGAGCGCAGCGUGCUCAUCCAGGAUUGGGACACUGCAGGGCUAGUUUUCUUAGACUACAUCCGGGUCAUUGAGAUGCUUGACAGGAUUCAGCAGCUGGAUUGUUCUGGGUAUGAACUGGAGGAGUUGCACACCCACGUGACCUCCCUCUGCAACCGGAUAGAACUGCUCCGGUGCCACAAUGCCAAGGAUAGAUUGGCUCAGUCGGAAAUGGCUAAACGCAUUGCAGACAUCUUGCGUGUGGUUCUGAGCCUGCAGCACCCUCCGGACUCCACCCCUGAUGUACAGAGAGUGCCCUUGCGCCUGCUGGCCCCCCACAUUGGACGGCUCCCCAUGCCAGAGGACUACGCCCUGGAGGAGCUCCGUGGACUCACACAGUCCUACCUACGGGAACUAACGGUGGUGGCACAAUGAGGCUAGCCUGCCUCCUAGUCUGGGUGGAGCGGCCCUCUGAACAACUUUGGCCCUGGCAUCCAGGGGUGUGGGCAGCACCCUCUCAUACAAUGUGCAACUCCUCCUGACCCCGGGAUGCUGCAUGGCUACCUGUAGCUGGCUUGCAGCCACAGCAGCGAAGUAUAAAGACUCGGAUCUGGCAGUGGGACCCCCCUCCCUUCGUGCUCUUUAGCGUUAAUAAAGCCUCUGCUGCAGCUGAAGCACCUGUGGUGGUCACCAGACCUGUGGCAGGCAGGAGACAAGGCUGUAGAGCACCUGGCAGAUCUCUCAAGCGGAUGGCAAAGAAAGAAAGAAAAAAGAAACCUGUUUGUGUGGGUGUGUGUAUAGUCAGGCCUCCUUUUAAACUGAGCUGUGGUCAGAGGGUUUGCUUUUGGGAGCAAGAGUGGCUCCAGAAGCGUUGCUGGGUGGACAAGGCCAAGAGUGGGGUUGGAGUGGGAGGCAAACCUAGUGCGUACAUGUCUUACAAGGCUGGGUCAAAUCUAGGUUGUGCCACUUGGCCGCCACAAGGGAGGGCAGCGUUUCCAGAGGGUUUGGGGAUGGCAGCGGUGGAGAUGCUCCCCACAGGCAAACAGGCAAGCCACGUCUGGAAAUGUCACUGUUGGCUGACCUGAGGGGAGAUCCCUGAAGGAAGUCUGCUUCGGCUUCCAGGCAUCCUGUGGAGCUGGCCUUCAUCUUGGGGUGGCUCAAAUGGCAUCGGAUGUUUCAGAUACUUGCAGGUGGGGGCUGGCAGAUCCUGCUCCAGAUUCUGUCUGGUUUUUUAAACUUUUCCCCUUUUCCAGUGGCCUGGAUUUUGGAGAACGUGGUCUUUUUAAGCUGAACUGCUCUUGUUCUUGAAGUUCCCACACAAGGCAGAUGAAGACGCAGCCACCUGCCUUUAGAUGCUCUGAGAGGGGUGGGUGGGGUGGGCUUAGCUCAAAGCAGACCGUUCAAGGCAGUCACAUUGAAUCUGUUUGCCGUGAAGCUCCAUCGUAGUGCAGAAGGGGAAUUCCAGAUGUGACUCUGUUGAGCAGGGAAGGGAUUGGAACUCACCUCCGGAGCCCUGGUUUGUACAGUCUCUGCCUGAAUCUCAUAGGGAAAGGCAAGGUCUGCUGUGGGUGCUGUCGUUGCUGUGGGGCAUUUGUCCCCGGACCUCUGGAGGUGGUGCGUGUCCGUGUGUGUAUUGGGGGGUGCCAGCAAAGUGGUUACGCAUGAAGAUUAUGUAAAGGUUUUUAUUAAAACUGUAAAUGAAUGAUCCAGAUUAUUUUCUUGUUUGUUUUUCUGGAAAUACUUUAUAAGAAAAUAAAAAUGUUUAUAGCAUUU